Fusarium coffeatum is the source of this 1146-nucleotide messenger RNA. RefSeq lists its product as uncharacterized. The record is from RefSeq and is a predicted model, not a curated record. The coding region runs from base 1 to 1146 and encodes 381 amino acids. NCBI's taxonomy places the organism in Eukaryota, Fungi, Ascomycota, Sordariomycetes, Hypocreales, Nectriaceae. The transcript has 6 exons.
AUGCGUUCUUUGCAGCCUGAUCUAUGGGCAGCUGAGUUCGUCACCUUCCCAGCUGCAACCAUCUGUCUCAUCCUACGACUAUUCAGCCGAAGGAUAACAAGAGUAAAGCUCUGGUGGGAUGAUUACUUUGCGAUACUGUGCUAUGCCACUGCGGUAGCCUGGGCCACCAUGCUUCCAAUCUGGAUAAAUCACGGCUUCGGCUUACACUCGGACGAUAUCGAUGGUAUGACUACUGAAAAUGCCAGCUACACUACUAAAUGGUACCUGUUCAUCAUCGAACACCUUUACGCCUUCACACUCUUCUUUGGAAAGAUCUCCAUCUUGUCCUUCUACUGGCGCAUGUUCCGCGUCGCUAAUAUCCAAUUUGCUGUCUUAAUUCUGUUAACUUGUUCUAUUCUCUGGAUACUUAUUCGUAUCUUCCUUACCACGUUCCAUUGCUAUCCCGUACGUGCUUUCUGGGAUCCUAGCGUCAAGGACUUUGUGUGUCCGAUCAAGAGUGCAGACUUCUUCUUUGGUACUGUUCUUGCACACGUUUUAAUAGACAUUGGCAUCUUGAUUCUACCUAUCGUCCAAAUCCAGAAGCUUCAGCUCCCCGGUCUUCAGAAACUGGCGAUCUGCCUCUUGUUCACGUUUGGUGCUCUUGUUUGUGUUGCUGGUAUAGUCAUUGUCACUGUGGCUACCCGCUUCAACAACAAAUCGGAGGAUAUGACUUAUCAACUGGCGCCCAUCAUCAUAUGGGCCUCGGUCGAGGUAAACCUGGUAACAAUAUCGACCUGUCUACCAAUCAUCCGACCGGCCUGCCUAUAUCUCUUCACAUGCACGAACCCUGCAUCGACCAUUGACUCGCAUUCCAACGAAUACCGUCGCAAUUACCCCCGAAACCACCAAAGAAAGCAUUCAAUCCGUCUUGGAACGAUACCCAAAGAUGGAAGUAGCUCUACACAAGAGCUCACCGAAUUCGAACCGAGCGCGAGUAAUACAUCAAUGGCUUCAGUGGCCGAAAGCGAGGGCUGUAGGCGUCAUGGACAUACGGCCUCGGUGACUAUCCCAAGCCCCUCGAUUGCUGCGACCUAUACAGGCGUUGGUCGUAUUAUGGUCAAGAAUGAAACAAUUGUGCAUGUGUCAGACUCUAGGAGUCCUUGCUGA